Messenger RNA from Rodentolepis nana, 696 nucleotides. The record is from the annotation of a GenBank genome assembly. NCBI's taxonomy places the organism in Eukaryota, Metazoa, Platyhelminthes, Cestoda, Cyclophyllidea, Hymenolepididae.
AUGUUGUGGGGGGAAUUGAGGCGACAGGCGAAGUCUCUUGAAAGCGAAAUAGACCUUAAACUCACGGAAUUUGGUAAGGUUGGCAGUUCUUCGCUUGGUGGUAGCUCUUAUAACAGAACCCCUCAUAUCACUCAAUCUUCAUCUGGAAAAAGUUAUGGCGAUUUAUGCAAUGAUAUUGAAAACUUAUUGCAAAGGCUUAACCAAGUGAAUGACAAGAUGAGCGAACAUUUUUCUGGUCCUGACCAAGGGAAUGUCAGUCAGCAACACAUCGCAAAGCGACAUCGAGAAAUUCUCUUCGAUUAUUCUCAAGAUUUCAAACGUAUGAAAACAAAUUUUAACAACGCACGCAUGCGUGAAGAUCUUUUGUCCUCUACGUAUCGUGUGCAAAAUAUACCGCAGACAAAUAAGCCUCCCGAGGCUACGAGACUUUUAAUUGAAGAACAGAAGAGCCUUCUCCAUGCUGAUAAGAUGUUAUCGGAUCGACUCUCCGCAGCUACAGCCAUCCGCUCCGCAUUGAAAUCCCAACAUCACGUGCUUAAAGCCACAACUAACAGUUUGCUGAACAUGAGAGCCCAAUUUCCGCUAGUAAAUAAGGUUCUUAAUCGGGUUGAUUGGCGAAAGAAACGUGAUUCGAUCAUCAUUGGCGCCGUUAUAGGUUGCUGUCUUCUCUUCCUCCUGUUCUACCUUUUCCACUGA